ACUUUAUGGGAUCUUGCUAUAGCUGAAGUGGAGAAGAGAGAAAACCCUGAUGAUGAUGGCAAGCAUGUGGAAGUUUGGGAAAAGUCAAUAUUAUUUAUGGGAAGCAAAAAUGGGGGAAAGACCACUAUCAUACUAAGGUGUCUUGAGAGGGAAGAGAUCCCAAAGCCAACAUUAGCCUUGGAAUAUACUUUUGGAAGAAGGGCAAGAAGACACAAUACACCUAAAGAUAUAGCUCAUUUUUGGGAACUAGGUGGUGGAACCUCUUUACUGGAACUGAUUCGAAUACCAAUCACUAGCAACAACAUAAGGUCAUUUGCUGUAGUUCUUGUAUUGGAUUUGUCCAAACCUAACGAACUCUGGACUACUAUGGAGAAACUUCUGCAGGUCACAAGGAUCCACGUGCACAAAAUUUUAACCAAACUAGAACAGACAAAUCCUGAAGUAGCUACUGAAAUUAAACAGAGGAUGCAGAACAAUCUGCAGAGGGAUCAUCCAGAUUAUGAGUUAGUUGAUCCUUUUCCAGUACCCUUGGUGAUAAUAGGAAGCAAAUAUGAUAUUUUUCAUGAGUUUGACUCAGAAAUGAGGAAAAUAAUAAGCAAGACACUUCGAUUUGUUUCACAUUAUUACGGAGCAUCAUUAGUGUUUACCAGUAAAUCUGAGGCUCUCCUGCUGAAAGUCCGUGUUCUUAUUAAUCAUUUGGCAUUUGGCUAUGAUAAAAGCAAGUCUGUAUCAGUGGAUCACAGCAAACCUCUAUUUAUACCAGCAGGCCUGGAUUCGCUGAGCCAAAUAGGACCACCACCUGCCUCUGAUAGUGACAUUGGAAAGAUGCGUGCAAACACACCUUUGGAACUGUGGAAAAAAGUAUUUGAGAAAACAUUUCCUCCCAAGAGUUUCUGUGAUUUACAAGAUACCAAGGACCCUGCACAGGAUUCCCAAUACGCCGAGUAUGAAGUCGAUGUUAUGAGAGCUCAGAAAAACCAGGAGCUUGAACAAUACAAAAGAAAUGCCUCUAAAUCGUGGAAAGAAAUGGAUUUUGACCCUGACUGA
This is a messenger RNA of Phaethon lepturus (White-tailed tropicbird), 1047 nucleotides long. RefSeq names its product dynein, cytoplasmic 2, light intermediate chain 1 (gene DYNC2LI1). Bases 97 to 1047 code for a protein of 316 amino acids. Lineage: Eukaryota; Metazoa; Chordata; Aves; Phaethontiformes; Phaethontidae. Gene Ontology annotation, biological process: intraciliary retrograde transport; intraciliary transport involved in cilium assembly. Gene Ontology annotation, molecular function: dynein heavy chain binding. The transcript has 13 exons. The record is from RefSeq and is a predicted model, not a curated record. Gene Ontology annotation, cellular component: cytoplasmic dynein complex; axoneme; ciliary basal body.